This is a messenger RNA of Pomacea canaliculata, 1254 nucleotides long. RefSeq lists its product as uncharacterized. The coding region runs from base 148 to 699 and encodes 183 amino acids. The transcript is spliced from 5 exons. The record is from RefSeq and is a predicted model, not a curated record. NCBI's taxonomy places the organism in Eukaryota, Metazoa, Mollusca, Gastropoda, Architaenioglossa, Ampullariidae.
CUAUAAAAGGUGAAGGUGGCUGGACAAGGGAGCAUUGCGUCUACUGGCGACACCGAAGCUUGGAGGACAGAAAUCUGUCUGCAAGUCGCAAAUAUUAUCUUUGUCUACCUGACUCUACCUGAGCGCAUAAACAACAAAAGAAGCACAAUGGGCAAAGGUCUCCAUGUGGUGCUGUUGGCCAUCGUCCUCACCUGUACCUCAGCAGAAGACGCCGACGACAAGGGUGCGACAGUGUCGGAAACUGUGACUAUUGCACCUCCAGGAGAGGAGCAGGUGGAGGAAAAAAUAGAUACAGAGAAGAGAUCCAGCGACAAUAACUUCUGCUUUGUUCAAGGAGUCAUGUACAACCAUGGCGACAUCUUUACCGGCCACAACCCCUGCAUCAAAUAUCGUUGUGAAUUUGGAGUUCACAGGGUGGUACAAGAUGGAUGUAAUUUUCGACAGCAUCACACCUGCAUCCCAGUCAACGCUGAAACUGAAAUCAACUGCGUGACCUACCGCUGCACCAGGAGGACGGACAACAACUUCUACUUCUAUAAAAUUGAUCCCAUCUACUCAGCUAAGUGCAAGGAUUACUAUGGACGCUGUAGACGACCUGGGGAGGUCUUCCCCUACGCACUGGGCGGCCGUCUCUACCGCAACUGUGUUUGCCGCCCACUCGGCCCUCUGAAUAUUCAGUACGAGUGUCACAGCAGUUGAGCAAGAACGUCACAUCCAUGAUGUCACACGUCCAACUUCUUCGCUUCAAACUGGACGAUGUUGAACCAAUGCGUCACACCUCAAGACAUCAUGCAGCCCUCAAGACUAGGAGCAUAUACGUUUACAAAAAUUUCAUGGAAUUUUCUAUUUUCUGGGUAUUGACGAUAAGUGCAGACAUCGGUGUUCGGGGUGUUGAUGUCACGUGGGUUGGUAGGUUUUAUUUUGAGUUCUGUAGCAUGUUGUUGACUUUAUCAAUGCCAAAACAGAAGAUAGUCAUUGAUUAAUCUAAUAAAGAGGACUAUUUAUGCAAAACAUUGAUGUCAGUGACAAGAGUCGUUUCAGACUGCUAGUGGUACUUGAUGUGUACACCCUCGCCCCCGUCGUCAGCAAUAACACAUCAUUAGAUGUAACAGAUCACGUGAGGUUAUCUAGCAACGUGAACGAGCUAAGAAGCUUUAUAAAGUAUAUAACUAUACUAAUUAUACACGGUAGUCGGACAAAAAUAUAUAUGUUCAAAUCUUAGUUUUUUUACAAAUAAAAUUGCAGAACUCAUCA